This is a messenger RNA of Botrytis byssoidea, 1156 nucleotides long. RefSeq lists its product as uncharacterized. The transcript is spliced from 2 exons. The record is from RefSeq and is a predicted model, not a curated record. Bases 1 to 864 code for a protein of 287 amino acids. NCBI's taxonomy places the organism in Eukaryota, Fungi, Ascomycota, Leotiomycetes, Helotiales, Sclerotiniaceae.
AUGAUACUUUGCAUGGUGCCUUGGGAGUGUAAUCGGUUUGAAGAUUUGGAUUGCAGCCCUGGUGACGAAGAGGAGCACGAUGAGCUGUCACCUAGCCUCAAAGAGCGAAAAGAACGAGCAUCAAGCAGAGCUCGUGGCAUUCUUUCCAGAAAGAUUUGGAGCCACAAUCUAUUAUCGCUUCGAAACAAACCAACGAAUGAAUCCACGAAGCAUCACGACAAUGACGUUCACGAUACUAAGCUAGAAACGCAGUCAGGUCGAGCAAGGAGUAAGGCACUAUCGCCAAAAGUUCUUCUCUUGACACUUGUCAGCUUCCUGAUUACAUGGCUCGCCGCUCUUGGCCAUAAGAAACGACUCUCUGAAUAUCUUUACAUGGCAACUAUUAUAACCGUCGUAUCUGGCAGGGCGAUACCGCCCGAGAAUAGCGAGACAAGGACAUCGCCACCAUUCUCUGGCGAUUCAAACCCACUCCAAAGCCUGACAGACAAGUUCGAACUCUUAAAAAAUUGGGGUAUCGAAGCAGCUAUUGCAUUGGCUGUGAUUGCUGCAUGCGAAAUUAUCAAGAUCUUUUGCAAGAAAGUGCAGCAUCGACUUCUGAGUUUCACGUGUAUGGUCACUUCAACAUGUUCCUUCGCAUAUCUCCGCGAUCGCGAAGAUACAACGGUCGGGCUCCUUGCAGGCUAUAUCGUCGUUGGUAUGAUUCUUGCGAUGAUGAUUCUUUGGGGGGGAUUUACGCUCAUGCAGCCUUUGAUCGGCUCUGUAAAGAUUGACGUAUUCAUCUUACCAUCGAUCAUAUGCUCAUUUGCGAUACUAGAGAUGAUCGUGAAAGCUCAAGACAAUAUGAUCCGCCGAAUUAGACAGUAAAAAUCUCAUCGUUCCUCGCAUCAGGGUUCGGAUAUCUGGCGACUAGCUCCCCACACUUCUGAGAAGGAAAAAGAAAGAUUGCGUUCUCAAAAGUACGUCAUAGGAACGAGGCGUGUCAUGAUACGCUACUUUCCUUUUUGACACAUUAUGGGCGUUGGUUCAGGGAGUUUUAGAGGGCUCAAGGGGUAUUUGUUUGAUCCGCUCGCCCCUUGUGCCUGAGCAGGAGCAAACACCAAUGUACAUAAAAUCUAACCAAAUAUAUAAGAAAAAAUAAAGAAUCAACAAGUUGUAC